Malania oleifera is the source of this 2162-nucleotide messenger RNA. RefSeq lists its product as uncharacterized. Lineage: Eukaryota; Viridiplantae; Streptophyta; Magnoliopsida; Santalales; Ximeniaceae. The record is from RefSeq and is a predicted model, not a curated record. Gene Ontology annotation, biological process: protein phosphorylation. The transcript has 10 exons. Bases 537 to 1265 code for a protein of 242 amino acids. Gene Ontology annotation, molecular function: protein serine/threonine kinase activity.
AUUACUGUGCGUGACCCACAUUGAAGUCCUAUGGUCCUCUCCAAUAAAGCCCCUUCCCAGUAAAGGUUCAGUUGAUUUGUAACAUUCGCCAAGGUUCAAUUCAGUUAGAAAUUGAAAACCGAAUUGGAUAAUUCUUUUUUUUAAAAAAAACUGAACUGUCGUUUGAUAAUGAUUUUAAAUUAUAAGAACCGGUAUGUUUUAGUUCGGUGUUUGAUUUUGUGUAAAAUUGAAUCGAAAAAAAAUCGAGUGCACCCCCAUUAUGGGUCUCAUAAAAGUUAAGCUUAAAGAUUUAAUUUUACCGAAACUAAUAUAGAUUGGUUUGAAAUUUAGGCCUAACCGAACCCAAGUGGACCUAUGCAGUAUAAACAGCCGCAGUAAACAGUCUACCGCAGUAUUUGAUAAAAGUUUUUUAGGCUUUAAACAUGUACACACGGACUUGGACCUUCACCUUGUAAUUCAUUGUCUGACUUCCUAUGAGGAGGCAGUUUCAAGCUCUGCGAUUCUGCAGCCUCGGAGAAAAUUAGGUUUCCAGGAAGAUGGACAAUAUUCCAGGAUCGUCGUCAUCGUCGUCGCCGCCCGGGAAAAAGCGCCGGCGAGAGCAAGAUGUUGAGAUUGAAACUUACGAUGCGCAUCAAACGCUGUCCCUCGAGGGAAAUCUUACUUUUACCGACACUAUGGUUGCACUCCGUAUAAUGCAUGCGCAGUUUCCACCAAUUGAAAAGAUUUCAAUUCAGCCUUUCAUUUUACGGUCGCAAUUGUAUAGCAGUGUCAAGGACAGAACUCAAGUUGAUAGGGAAUUAGAGAUUGAACGUGUUGCAAAAAGAACGCAAGCAAAGGAGCCAGAUGAUCUUGCAGUUUUUGAAUGGUUUAAAAUGCAUGUUAUCGCUUCUAGGCUGGAACCCAGUAUUGAAUAUCAAGAGCUUUGUUUGCUUUUGUCACAUGGGGGGAAUGUUAAAGAUGAACACAUCUCUCUUUUAAUCAAUGCUGGUCUUCUUACUCGCCAACUUAUUGAUCCAAACAUGUACUGGUUUUCAAUUCCAAAUAUUGGUUCAGUACUUAAAGGCCUUUCUCAGGGAAGAAAGGAGCUCCUGUCUUUUCUAAACCGAAGGAGAUACAAAGAGAUGAUGUUGGCUGUUUUGGAGAAGAAGCGCCUCCGGUUCUCUCCACUUGAUAUAAGGUUUCAUCUCCGUGAUCUUAUUGGCUCAGGUCACCUUAAAACGAUCCACACACCUACUGGCCUUGUUGUUCGGGUCUCAAAGGAUUAAAAUUUGGGGAAGAGGCUGGAACCUCUAUCCAACUUUCGUGAAGUGGGACAUGACUAAAGAUUUCAGGCAAUGACAUGCAUCGACAGCAAUGGAUACAACAUGAUUAAAUUGCUGAGGUGCAACACUUUCUUUCCUAUAAAAGACGUUGUUGCAACUGUUGCUGCCUCUUAACCGCAGACAUUUUUGACUUCUGCAACCAGGUUGUGGGUGCUGCCCUGUUCCUUUCAUGUUCCCUUCGUGACUUCGUCACCUUUAGUUUAUGUUACUGGAGAAUCUACGGUGCCACCAUCAAAAUGAAGCCUUUACGCAUCCUCACGGGGUUGGGGUUUCAUUUUUUUAAAAUAGACAGGGUACCUUAGAUUAAUUGUUGACAAGUGCUUCCUUUUGGAUAUUGGAUUUUGAUUGGUCCUGUUUGGUAAUUACGUGUGCAACUGCAAAAAUAGCACAGUGAGGUGGGGUUCGCUAGAUGACUUCUGACUGGAGAAAGGUCCAACUCUGGGACCCCAUAGUGGGGGACCCCAGACAGGUAUAUUUGCAUAGGAUACCAGACGAAUGGCUAGUAGAAUAUGCCAUUCAAUCAGGACAACAGUACUGGCUGUCCUUACUAUGCAUUUUUUCUCCUUCGAGAGAAAAAAACUGUGUCGUGAAAACAUUAGUACUGUAUAUUAUAAACAAUGCUCAUGAUGAUAUCCUGUCGUGGUUCGAGGUUGUUGAUGGCCAAAAAAUACUCUCAGACGCGUAGUGUUCAAUCAUAUUUUGGAUAAGUUCAUGGCAACUGCAAAUCUGCGAGCUUCCCCAGUGCCAGGGUGUGGGUUUGCUGGUGUAAUCUGUUAAUCUGUAUGUUAGCAUGAUUUAUUUAUUAAUUGCAAAAUCUGUCAAACACCAUGGUUGUUGCCA